Molecule: messenger RNA, 3721 nt
Organism: Oncorhynchus gorbuscha (pink salmon)
Lineage: Eukaryota; Metazoa; Chordata; Actinopteri; Salmoniformes; Salmonidae
Product: alpha-actinin-2
Exons: 22
Coding region: 202-2967 (921 amino acids)
Biological process (GO): actin cytoskeleton organization; muscle cell development
Cellular component (GO): cell projection; plasma membrane; cortical actin cytoskeleton
Molecular function (GO): calcium ion binding; actin filament binding
Source: RefSeq, a predicted model, not a curated record
AGCAUUUGUUCCACUGUGGCAACUGCGGCCAGACCGAACACCGGAAAGCGUGUGAGAGAGGGAGUCAAAUAGAAAGAUAGGGAGACAGAGGAAGUUACCCAGCCCAGAAAAAAAUAUUAAAUUAUCAGUCUAAAUAAACAAGGAUAUUGGAAGACAAAAACUAAUUGAAUUUGGGAGAAUACAAAGACUUAAGACGCAACGAUGACCGAAAUAGAGACGACAGUGCAUUAUAAUAACGGAUUCGGGGAUGAGGAGGACUACAUGAUACAGGAGGAUGAGUGGGACAGGGACAUGUUGCUGGACCCUGCCUGGGAAAAACAGCAAAGAAAGACCUUCACAGCCUGGUGUAACUCCCACCUGAGGAAAGCAGGAACACAGAUUGAGAACAUUGAGGACGACUUUAGGAAUGGCCUCAAACUCAUGCUUCUCUUGGAAGUUAUUUCAGGUGAGAGGUUACCCAAGCCUGACAGAGGGAAGAUGCGUUUUCACAAGAUUGCCAACGUCAACAAAGCCUUAGAUUUCAUCACCAGCAAAGGAGUGAAACUUGUCUCGAUUGGAGCUGAAGAAAUUGUGGAUGGUAACAUUAAGAUGACACUUGGAAUGAUAUGGACCAUCAUCCUCCGCUUUGCCAUCCAGGACAUCUCUGUAGAAGAAACCUCUGCAAAGGAAGGCCUUCUCUUGUGGUGCCAGAGAAAGACUGCCCCCUACAGGAAUGUCAAUGUCCAGAACUUCCAUGUUAGCUGGAAGGACGGACUGGCCUUCUGUGCCCUGAUUCACAGACACAGGCCUGACCUCAUCGACUACGCUAAGCUCAACAAGGAUGAUCCCAUGGGGAACCUGAACCUGGCGUUUGAAAUAGCAGAGAAGCACCUGGAUAUUCCCAAGAUGCUGGACGCAGAAGACAUCAUCAACACCCCCAAGCCUGAUGAGAGAGCUAUCAUGACCUAUGUGUCCUGCUUCUAUCAUGCAUUUGCUGGAGCCGAGCAGGCUGAAACGGCAGCCAACAGGAUCUGUAAAGUUCUGGGUGUGAACCAGGAGAAUGAGAAACUGAUGGAGGAAUACGAGAGGUUGGCCAGCGAGCUACUGGAGUGGAUCCGCCGGACCACCCCAUGGUUGGAGAACAGGACUGCAGAGAAGAACAUGGUUGAGAUGCAGAGAAAGCUGGAAGAUUUCAGAGACUACCGCCGCAUGCACAAGCCCCCCAAGGUGCAGGAGAAGUGCCAGCUGGAGAUCAGCUUCAACACCCUGCAGACCAAGCUGCGCAUCAGCAACCGUCCCGCUUUCAUGCCCUCGGAGGGAAAGAUGGUGUCUGACAUAGCCAGUGCAUGGCAGGGGCUGGAGGGGGCAGAGAAAGGCUACGAGGAGUGGCUUCUGACAGAGAUCCGAAGACUUGAGAGACUGGACCACCUGGCUGAAAAGUUCCGCCAGAAAUCCAGCACCCAUGAGACCUGGGCUAAUGGUAAAGAGCUGAUUCUAUCUCAGAAGGACUACGAGACUGCCACCCUGACGGAGGUGCGGGCGUUGCUACGGAAACACGAGUCAUUUGAGAGUGACCUGGCUGCUCAUCAGGACAGGGUGGAGCAGAUCGCUGCCAUCGCACAGGAGCUCAAUGAGCUGGACUAUUAUGAUGUGGCUGCUGUCAACCAGAGGUGCCAGAGAAUCUGUGACCUGUGGGAUCAACUUGGUACACUGACCCAGAAGAGGAGAGAGGCUCUGGAGAGGACAGAGAAGUUGCUGGAAACCAUUGAUCAGUUGUUCCUGGAGUUUGCCAAGAGAUCAGCACCCUUCAACAACUGGAUGGAAGGGGCCAUGGAGGAUCUGCAGGACAUGUUUUUUGUACACACUAUAGAUGAGGUCCAGAGCCUGAUCUCUUCCCAUGAGCAGUUCAAGGCCACCCUCCCAGAGGCAGACGGAGAGAGACAGGCCAUCCUGGGGAUCCACAUGGAGGUGCAGAAGAUCUCCCAGAGCUACGGCAUCAAGGCCAACCUCAUCAACCCCUAUAGCACCAUCACCACCGAGGAACUCCUCGCCAAGUGGGACAGGGUGAAGAAGCUGGUUCCCCAGAGAGAAGGCUCCCUCCAGGAAGAGUUAGCCCGGCAGCAUUCUAGCGAGAGGCUGAGACGGCAGUUUGCUGUCCAGGUUAACCUCAUCGGACCAUGGAUACAGACAAGGAUGGAGGAGAUUGGCCACUGCUCCCUGGAGGUGGGUGGUACCCUGGAGGACCAGAUGACCCAGCUGAAGCAGUUUGAGCACGUCAUCGUCACCUACAAGCCCAACAUCGACAAGCUGGAGGGAGACCACCAGCUCAUCCAGGAGUCUCUGGUGUUUGACAACAAGCACACCAACUACACUAUGGAGCACAUCCGUGUGGGCUGGGAGCUCCUCCUCACCACCAUCGCCCGCACCAUCAACGAGAUCGAGAACCAGAUCCUGACCCGUGAUGCCAAGGGCAUCAGUCAGGAACAGAUGCACGAGUUCCGCUCUUCCUUCAACCACUUUGAUCGGGAGAACACAGGCAAACUGCGUUGUGAGGAGUUCAAGGCCUGUCUGAUCAGCCUGGGUCAUGUGGGCAAUGACCAUCAGAAGAAACACGGGGCGAUGGACACUGAUGACUUUAGGGCCUGUCUGAUCUCCAUGGGUUAUGAUUUGGGUGAAGUGGAAUUUGCCCGCAUCAUGAUGCUGGUAGAUCCCAGUGCCACUGGCAUGGUGUCUUUCCAAUCCUUUAUCGAUUUUAUGACCAGAGAAACCACUGACACAGACACCGCCGACCAGGUCGUGGCAUCCUUCAGAAUCCUGGCAGCCAAUAAGCCCUACAUCCUGGUUGAGGAGCUGAGGAGGGAGCUCCCCCCUGACCAGGCAGAGUACUGCAUCUUGAGGAUGGCCCCCUACAGUGGUCCAGGGGGACCCGCGGGGGCUCUAGACUACACCGCCUUCUCCACUGCCCUCUACGGAGAGAGUGACCUCUAACCCUGCAAGAUGACCCCCAAGAUUGACCUUUUGAUGCCAGCCAACACUUCUGGAUGAAAUCCCCUUUAACCAAACACACUGUAAAAGCAAGGCAAAGUUAGCUAUGUUAGAUUCACAUUAGGUAGAUAUUGUACAUUUGCCUACUAUUGUGUGGCACAGUAGUUUCCCUCAUAUGAGUUCUGCGGUGAAGUGAAGAUAGCAGAUAACAAAAACUGUUCUUCUAAGAAAAAUGAUAUGAUUGUAUAAGCUACAAUAGUUUGAUUUAAUAGAACAGUUGACUACAGUAAUAGCAGCAGUUGGAUAUGUAGCUAGAACAGAAAAAUAGCAGCCUAAUAGUAAACAUUGUGUCCUCAUCUCCUGUUAGUGCCUCAUCAGGAACUAACAUACAGUAUGAGUUCUGAUUGGGAAUAAGACAGAGUGGUAUAUGAUGAUCCAAACAUCAGGAUUAUGAUUAUUUAAAUGUUGGGAUAUCCGCUUGCUGAUUUGUGAGAUUAGAUCUGGACUAUUUGAGCAAAAGCUUGAUUGAAAUGACAGUAAAGUAUGCCAUUUAAGUAUCAUAAUAGGUUCUAUGAUAGCACACUGAUAACUGUGUAAGGUUAUCAAGUGUGCCUCUCAUACUCCAUUCUAAAAAAAGUAAUGACCAACAUGUUGUUUAUGUCAACAAAAUGUACUUGUGAUAUAGUCAUAGCACAUGGUGCCUGCUCUAUGCUAACUUUUCUCGCAAGUUACCCAAUAUAAAUGAAGAACAGUUUGG